Pseudozyma flocculosa PF-1 is the source of this 1950-nucleotide messenger RNA. RefSeq lists its product as uncharacterized. Gene Ontology annotation, biological process: transmembrane transport. Bases 1 to 1950 code for a protein of 649 amino acids. Lineage: Eukaryota; Fungi; Basidiomycota; Ustilaginomycetes; Ustilaginales; Ustilaginaceae. The record is from RefSeq and is a predicted model, not a curated record. The transcript is spliced from 3 exons. Gene Ontology annotation, cellular component: plasma membrane. Gene Ontology annotation, molecular function: purine nucleobase transmembrane transporter activity.
AUGACCAUUGCCACCGUCUUCAACAACAUCAACCGCGCUGUGGCCGUCUCGCCCGUCGGCUACUACUUCCGCCUCGAUGGUUCCGGCCACCCGCUCUCGCGGCCCGGCUCGCGCUUCCUCACCGAGAUCCGCGCCGGCCUCGUCACGUUUGCCGCCAUGGCCUACAUCCUGAGCGUCAAUGCGUCGAUCCUCACCACCUCGGGCGGCCCCUGCGAGUGCCCCAACUCGCCCGACGACCCCUUCUGCGCCAAUGACCCCGCCUACAACGCCUGCACUGCCCAGCUGCGCCGCGACUACGUCUUUGCCACGGGCGCAUCGGCCUGCAUUGCCACCUUGCUCAUGUCGCUCUUUGCCAACAUGCCUCUCGGCCUCGCCCCCGGUCUCGGUGUCAAUGCCUACUUUGCCUUCACUAUCGUCGGUACUGCCGGCUCCGGCAUCAUCCCGUACAGCCAGGCGCUCGCCGCCGUCUGGCUCGAGGGCUGGGUUUUCGUCAUCCUUUCGGUCCUUGGUCUCCGUCAGUGGCUCGCCCGCCUCCUGCCGCACUCGCUCAAGCUCAGCACCGGUGCCGGCAUUGGCUUCUACCUUGCGUUUAUCGGCCUCGGACCUCCGGGCCUCAACGUCAUCGGCGGCGACCUCACCAACCUCGUCGGCCUCGGCGGCUGCCCCAAGCAGUACACUGACCCGGACACGGGCUUUUGCACCAGCCACGUCCUCCAGGACCCGCGCGUCUGGGUCGGCGUCUUCCUCGGCGGCAUCUUCACCGCGCUGAUGCUCCUCUACCGCGUCAAGGGCGCCUUCAUCAUUGGCAUCCUGCUCGUCUCGAUUGUGUCUUGGCCGCGCAACACGGCCAUCACCAUGUUCCCGCACACCGAGGCCGGCGACUCGGACUUCAACUUUUUCAAGCAGGUGGCCAACUGGAACGGCCUCGGCAUGCUCGGGCCGCAGAACAUCGACUGGAACGGCUACGGCAACGGCAAGGUGUGGGCCGCGCUGGUCUCGUUCCUGUACAUCGACCUGCUCGACACCACCGGCACCCUGUACGCCAUGGCGUCGCACGCCGGGCUGAUGGACGCGCGCACCGGCGACUUUGAGGGCUCGUCGGCCGCCUACCUCAGCGACGCCGUCUCGAUCUCGAUUGGCUCGCUGCUCGGCCUCUCGCCCAACACGGCGUUUGUCGAGUCGGCGUCGGGCAUCGCCGAGGGCGGCAGGACGGGCAUCACGGGCGUCGUCGUGUCGUUCAUGUUCUUCCUCAGCCUGUUUUUCUCGCCCAUCUUUGCCUCGCUGCCGGCGUGGGCGACGGGCUCGACGCUGAUCAUUGUCGGCUCGAUGAUGGCCUCCAACACGGCCCAGGUCAACUGGUCGUACGUCGGCGACGCGCUGCCCGCCUUCAUCACCAUUGUCGGCAUCCCGCUCUUCUACAACAUCGCCUACGGCCUGAUCGCGGGCAUCAUCUCGUACAUCCUGCUCAACGCCAUCCCGUGGGCGCUGGUGCGCAUCACCAACGGCCGCCUGGUGCCCGCCGGCUGGGACACGGUCAAGGAGCCGUGGGGCGCGCGCAUGGUGUCGGCCAACGACGACGCCACGGGCUUCAGGGCCAUCCUGCCGCCGUGGAUGCGCAAGCUGACCGAAGGCAACUGGAAGUUCUGGAAGAUGACCGACGACGAGAUCGAGUUCUACCUCGAGGGCCGCCGCGAGACGCAGCGCAUGGCCGAGGAGCGCGCCGAGCAGCUCGAGAUGGAGCGCGCCCACAUGUACGGCGAGGACGACGUCGAGGCCGUCGCCAGCAUCGGCAGCCAGAGCAUGCGCGACGAGAAGCGCCUCAGCUCGCCCUCGGCCUCGGCCCACCGCAGCCACGAGCUGCCCCACACCCACGAGCCCGCCGACGACCCCGCCGACGACGUCGUCGCCGGACCCGGCAUCGGCCUCGACGAGCACCCGCUGCGUCGUUGA